This is a messenger RNA of Exophiala viscosa, 1555 nucleotides long. RefSeq names its product maleylacetate reductase. Gene Ontology annotation, molecular function: alcohol dehydrogenase (NAD+) activity; metal ion binding. NCBI's taxonomy places the organism in Eukaryota, Fungi, Ascomycota, Eurotiomycetes, Chaetothyriales, Herpotrichiellaceae. The coding region runs from base 212 to 1465 and encodes 417 amino acids. The record is from RefSeq and is a predicted model, not a curated record. Gene Ontology annotation, cellular component: mitochondrion. The transcript has a single exon.
AUUUCAUUUGUAUUCCGUAAUCAAAACCAUCAGUGAUGUAUCCAGCCUUGUCCAGCCUCGUGAGGGGAUACAGAAUGUCAGCAUCUGCCGGGCCGCGGCUCUACGGCAUGACGACAAGACGAGAGCAUCAUCUCUGGGGAUGUAGAAAAGGUUCCACGGCAAGGCGACAUCCUGAUAGAUUUGUCAUCCCGGUUCUCAAGGUGAUACACAUAUGUUGCACACACUACAACCAAGACCGCACAUAUUAGCACGACCUCCCAUCUUCAAACCAACAUUCACCCCUCGCCAACCCUCCCGCAGUAUCAAGAUGGAAUCCUCCCUCCACCCACUGUCCGGCCUAUACAAGCCCAACCAACUCAAAGGACUCUACUAUGGCCCCGACGUCGUCAAAUCACACCUCCUCUCCGUCCUCCCAACCUCAGAAUCCAAAGCAUUCAUCAUAACAGGAAGUUCUCUCGCCAGCAAGACCCCUCUCAUCAAGGACCUCGAAUCGCUCUUGUCGAAACACCACGCCGGCACAUUCAGCAACAUCAAGGAACACGCGCCCGUAGCCCAGCUUGACGAAGCAACAGACCAAGUCAAAAAGGACUCGACAAUCGACACCAUCAUCUCCGUCGGCGGUGGCUCACCAAUCGACUCCGCCAAAGCAAUCUCCUACCGCGUCCACGAGACCUCAGACAAAUGGCUUCUACACAUCACCAUCCCAACCACACUCUCCGCCGCCGAAGCCACAGCCAUAGCAGGCUACACUAAAUCAGACGGCGUCAAGACAGGCGUGUCAGACCCUAACAUCUACCCAGCCUACAUUUUCUACGACCCCAAGUUCGGCCUCCACACACCACCACACCUAUUGCUAUCCACAGGUCUACGCGCUCUCGAUCACGCCGUGGAAUCCCAGUACCACCCAACGACAACGUGGGUGCCCUGCCGCCUGGUCGCGCUCAGCGCCAUCAGCGAACUAUUCAAACUACUCCCGAAGUACAAAUCUAACCCGAAGGACGAAGACACGAUUACAGGUCUCUUCCUCGCCGCGUACGCCAGUCUAGGAUUUCUGGGUCAGAACAUGAAAGGCGGAUUGGGCUUGUCGCAUACUCUGGGAUAUGCGUUGGGCUCACCGUACGGCAUCCCGCAUGGAAUCACCUCGUGCAUGACGUUGGGACAUGUGGUCAAGUUGAAGGCCAAGCAGGACAAUGCAAACGCUGAGGAAAUCGCAAAGAUCCUGCCUUAUAUUGGCGAGAAGAGGACCGGGGAUGAUCUCAAGGAUAGUGAGCUUGUAGGCGACAAGAUUCUGGGACUUGUGAAGGAUUUGGGACUGAAGACGACGUUGACCGAGAAGGGCGUGGGCAAGGACCAGGUCGAUAUCAUUUGCAAGAGAGCGACGGGCGGGUUGGUGCCGGCGAAAGACGAUGGGCCGGAUGAUGGGACGAAGAAGGCGCUGAAGGAGUUGGUAGAGGGAUUGUACUGAGCAAAAUCAUCAAAUGGCGACUGCGCGGGAAGCCUUCGGCCAGGUAGUUGUUACUGGCAGCAUCUGCCUUGAAAAGUAGUGGCUAGAUAU